ACAAAACAUCAAAAUAUGAAGUGUUUUGUUUACGAACAUUCGUAGCAGUAAACAACUUUUAAACAACCGCUAUUUUGGUAUAAAAAGACGACAUCCACUUAGUUUUUUCAUCGACUUCAGAUAAUUUCUGGCUUAUAGCCUCUAUACCUUCAUCAAGUUGAACAACAUCCACCAUGAAUGCUAAACAGCUCUGCACUUUCUUGGUGAUCUGUCUUGCAGCCUCGCACGUCCUCGGAGCCCCCGACUUCUACGGUGGCGGGAUUGGUGGUGGUGGAAACAUGGCAGAAUAUGAUGAAGGAAUAAUGGACGAUUAUGAUGUCGAAAUUGGCGGACAAAUGAUAAACGGCCUAGGCGAUGGAAUGAUGGGCAAAGGUGAUGGACGAUUUACGCGCUGCAAGUGUGUACCGAACAGAGGAUGGAUAUAUCCAAAUUGCCCGGAAGGAUGGACGCAAGUUGGCCAGUGCAUGAAGCCGCCCAUGAAUUCUUGUAUCGGAUGCCCGCGGCGAUGUUGCCGAUAGACGCAGACCAAUAGG
This is a messenger RNA of Dreissena polymorpha, 533 nucleotides long. RefSeq lists its product as uncharacterized. The record is from RefSeq and is a predicted model, not a curated record. Lineage: Eukaryota; Metazoa; Mollusca; Bivalvia; Myida; Dreissenidae. The coding region runs from base 174 to 518 and encodes 114 amino acids. The transcript is spliced from 4 exons.